GCAUGUACAAAUAAAUCUGUUCGUCACGUACAACGGUCAAUACUUAUUUUUCCGACGAAUCUCAGUACAAUUUUACUAAAAGAGAUUACAAUAUUCGAAUAAAUAUGAAUACGAAAGCAACCACUAUCAAAGAAGCGUUGAAGCGCUUGGAAGAUCGCACCAAGACGAAUCCCUGCGACGACAAGGAGAUUGAUCUAUGCUUCCAAUGGCCACCGAUAGAGAAAAUGGAUACCACCUUCUCCACGCUGGUGGCUUGCGAAAAGCUAUCCCUUUCCACGAAUAUGAUCGACAAAAUAUUCGGCUUGAGCGGAAUGAAAAACUUACGCGUCCUCUCGUUGGGACGGAAUUACAUCAAGGCCAUCUCCGGCCUGGAGGGGGUCAGCGAUACGCUCGAGGAGCUUUGGUUGAGCUACAAUCUCGUCGAGAAACUGAAGGGUAUCAACGUGCUGAAGAAGUUGAAGGUGCUCUAUAUGAGUAACAACUUGGUUAAGGAUUGGGUAGAGUUCAAUCGGUUGGUCGAUUUGCCCGUGCUGGAAGAUCUACUGUUCGCCGGAAAUCCGCUGGUCGAAUCGAUGGAGGAAAGUGUGUGGCGAGCAGAGGCCAGCAAAAGAUUGCUGUCGCUGAGAAAGCUGGACGGAGAGACCGUGAUUAGGGAGGAAAGUGACAGCCAACAGCAACAGCAGCAGCAGCCUGGGCAACCGGAAAAGGUUUAGAUUAGCGCGUUGUGCUUGAGAUUGCUUUCUUUUGAUCAAUAAAAAAAUGUGGGGGUUAAAAAAAGUAAAAUUUUAUUGUCGA
This is a messenger RNA of Toxorhynchites rutilus septentrionalis, 795 nucleotides long. RefSeq names its product dynein axonemal light chain 1 (gene ODA-Dnal1). Lineage: Eukaryota; Metazoa; Arthropoda; Insecta; Diptera; Culicidae. The record is from RefSeq and is a predicted model, not a curated record. Gene Ontology annotation, molecular function: protein kinase binding. Gene Ontology annotation, cellular component: cytoplasm. Bases 105 to 713 code for a protein of 202 amino acids. The transcript is spliced from 2 exons.